AUGGCCUGUUACAAUGGCGUCGUCUUUCCAACCUGUGAAGAUGAAUUUAAAGAUUUCGAACCGAUUGUUUUUCAUACUCCUGCUAUUUACAACACCAAAGUAAAGGUUCAUGAUUGGCAAAUGCAUACGUUGGCUGAACCCAGAGACAACAAAGACAUAUUUCCACCGAAAGGGAAUCUUCAUAAAUCAUCGUAUGAAAGACUAGGACCAGAACCUGCUUGUACAGGAAUUACGGAAACACACGCGAUGUUGUCUCAAAUAGAAUUAAAAGACUCGUAUAAACCAAUUUAUCCGCAACGUACUCUACUUCAUAUCAAGUCACUUGCAACGUUAGAGCCCGAAGAAAAACAAGAGACAUUGACGGAUAUCGUGUACGAUGCCGAUGAAGCCCGUAACAUGGAUUAUCGAACAACAACGGAAAUUCAUUACAGAUCACCUCAUCCCAUGAAACGAAGAACGUUACCACCGCCACCGCCACCACCACCGGAACCAUGGCUCUUAAAUCGACGGACUAUCGGAUAUAGUCUGGAAGAAUUGGAAAAGCGAGACGGGACGUACACGUUUUUAGAUGACAAUAUGGAACUUCAUAAACAAAUAGCUGAUUUAAAAUCAAGAAGAUACAAACUGCGUACGUUUCAAGACAGUCAGCCUUCCGAACACAUCAAUGCGUCUAAUAUAAAAGACUGUAAGGAUUGAAAAUUGAAAUGUACAAAAAUAACCGAGAAUAUAUUUUAUCGAAUUCGUCGAAAGAAAUGAAUUAUUAUUGUCGUUAGAGAAUAUGCUGAUAAAGUAAUGUCUCUGUUUUGUGACUUGCUUGUUAAAGAGUUUUCUACGUAGUAUAAAACAUGAACAUCCACGCGUAUUAAGAUGAAGAGAAUAGAAAGGAUACAAUAUGGAAAUCUACUCGUAAUAUGAUGAUAAUAAUAAUAAUAAUAGUAAUAAUAAUAAUAGUAAUAAUAAUAAUAACAACAACAACAAAGGAUUAUCCAAGUAAACGAAGGAAUUUGUGUUCCAUUCCUGUUGGAUCCGUGUUACAUUAGCGAUAAAAGCAUAUAGUCAGUCUGCAGGUUCCGGCGCAUAUUUGCAAACAUGAAAUUAAAAACUACAAAUUAAGAGGGCCAGGAAGUGUAUAGAGAAAUUGCAGAGUGGCAAAUACAGUAUAGAUGGAAAAGUAACGUUAGUUUCGUUUUAUUUUGAUUCAAUUACAAAUGCGUACGGACCUAUGAUCUCAACCGAUAUUACCGAUAAAACAAAAGCUGGUGGUUACAUUAUACGAAACAACUAUGAUAAAUCGGAUAAUUACAAAUAAUGCAACUAUUAUAAUUAUAUUGUACUAUCGUAUUAAAAACAAAUUACAGCUUGAUAGGAACUUGUUUUCUAUAAUACUGUAGUGGUUACAGGGCUCAUUCUGCAAUUGUGAUUUUAAUCGCAACUACCACGAUAAAAGCAUCGUUUUGUAAUAUACGAUUAAAACAGUGUCCAUAUUCUUUUACUCGCAUUUAUUCCGCAUUAUCUUCGAUCACCACACGCAAAGCAGUGAAGAUGGAGAAAGUAUUGGACAGAUACUGAAAUAUUUUCAGCUUGUUAAUUAUAUGUCAUCUUUGAUUAGUUCGUUGAUUACAAUUAAAGAGAUUGCAGUUAUAUGCCAGUUUUAUGGCAAUUUGAAUAAAAGAAGAAUAUGUAAUAUGGAUCUAUAUGGACACUAUAUUCAUAGUUAAGUGAUAUUGAUAAUAGAAAUCUUGCAAACAGAACAUUAGACAGAAUAUCAUUUACACUCUGGCAAUGAGGCUGCAUCGCGAUCAACUGAAAAUGCGAACAGUGUCUUAAAAGUAAAAUUAACAAUUUGAAAAAUUGCAAUUACGUUUA
Bombus impatiens (common eastern bumble bee) is the source of this 1866-nucleotide messenger RNA. RefSeq lists its product as uncharacterized. Lineage: Eukaryota; Metazoa; Arthropoda; Insecta; Hymenoptera; Apidae. Bases 1 to 696 code for a protein of 231 amino acids. The transcript has 4 exons. The record is from RefSeq and is a predicted model, not a curated record.